GGCUCCCGGAAGCGGAAGGGGCGCGCGGCCCGGCCUGGGCGGCGGCGCCGGAGGAGGCGGAGGUGGCGCCGCAGGAGGAGGGGAAAGAGCUGCUGGCGGUCGCGAGAGCGGCGGCGGCGAGAGGCGAGCCAGCGGCUACGAAUGAAGAACUUUUUCACUUACUGCAGGAUUUUCAGCUUCAGCAAGCAGGUUCUCAUGGAGACCUGUUACUGAAGAGAGAUCCAUUUGGUGGGAUAUAGUUUAAAAAAGGAAUGAAUCAAGAGAAAAUCUCUAAAUGCAGGUACCAGAAUUACAGCACAUCUCAGUGAAUUUGCAAGUGUUACGCAUUUGUGGUUUGUCAUCUGAUUAGGAGCUCUUGGAAGAUCACUGUUUUGUGUUCUACAACCCAGUUGAAAGGACUAUGUGGCGCUAAGUUUUACCAAUCAGGAUCAUCCUUUCUUGUGGGUUAGCAGGCAGUUGUAAGAUUGCAAAAUGGGUCUCCGGAUUCACUUUGUUGUUGACCCACAUGGUUGGUGCUGCAUGGGUUUGAUUGUCUUUGUUUGGUUGUACAAUAUUGUUAUAAUUCCCAAAAUUGUCCUCUUUCCUCACUAUGAAGAAGGACAUAUUCCAGGCGUAUUAAUAAUAAUAUUCUAUGGCAUUGCCAUAUUCUGUCUGGUUGCCUUAGUGAGGGCCUCAAUAACUGAUCCAGGAAGACUCCCUGAGAACCCCAAGAUCCCACAUGGAGAAAGGGAGUUCUGGGAAUUAUGUAACAAGUGUAAUUUGAUGAGACCAAAGCGUUCCCAUCACUGCAGCCGCUGCGGCCACUGUGUGAGGAGAAUGGAUCAUCACUGUCCGUGGAUUAACAAUUGUGUUGGUGAAGAUAAUCAUUGGCUCUUUCUGCAGUUGUGUUUCUACACUGAACUUCUUACUUGCUACGCACUGAUGUUUUCUUUCUGCCACUAUUACUAUUUUCUCCCACUAAAAAAGCGUAAUUUGGACCUCUUUGUUGUUAGACAUGAAUUGGCCAUAAUGAGACUAGCUGCCUUUAUGGGCAUUACUAUGUUAGUUGGAAUAACUGGACUUUUUUACACUCAACUAAUUGGCAUCAUCACAGAUACAACAUCUAUUGAAAAGAUGUCAAACUGUUGUGAAGAUAUAUCGAGGCCCCGAAAGCCAUGGCAGCAGACCUUCUCAGAAGUUUUUGGCACUCGUUGGAAGAUCCUGUGGUUCAUUCCUUUCAGGCAGAGGCAACCACUGCGAGUUCCCUACCACUUUGCCAAUCAUGUCUAAACAGAUGGAUGGUGGGCACAGAUGGGUCCUCCAUGCUGGAAAUGCGUUACAGGUUUUAUGAUAAUAGAACUAUGACAGUCUUCAAGUCAAUUAAAAUCCACCCACCAAUCAUAGGCAUCAUAAUGUGCCCCAGGCUUUAUUUUAAUAGUGAUCUUGAUCCUGUUGUGGGACUAAUACAAGAUCUAUAUUUAAGUUUUAAAGCAUGUUUACUUUCAAAUUAGCUUUCCACAGGGAUUUCUUUAAAUGCUUUUGUUAUUAAACUCAAAAGGCAGUGCUUGGGAUGAAAUAAUGGUACAUAAUUUCUUUUAGUACUGACAAUGUUACAGAUUCUAAUUUAUGGUAAAUUUCAGAUGUUAAUUUAAAAUUUUCACUUUUAAACAGUACUAACCAAAUCUGAAUUUAAUUUUUCAAGUUUUACAAAAGCUGAUACACCUUCUUAUAGUAUAGAUAAAUUUUCUUUUUCAAAUCCAAUUUUAAAUAACCUUUCCUUUUAUGUAUGCUGCAACAUUUUUAAAAAAUGCAGCAGCAAAGGAGUGAGCAACAGCAACAAAAAAGGGCAGUGGUUUCCUAGGAGUGGCUAAUGUUUUCUUCUUUUUUUCUUCACCAAAACCAAAAUAAAAGUACCACUGAAGUAAAACACCCAACUACCUACCUGACUGUAAAGGAAACGUUAAAACUUUUUUCACAAUAAUUUUUCCAUUUUCAUCAUUGCUGUUGUAAUUAUUGAUUGUGAUUAGAAUAUUUGCCCCCAGGAGAACUCCUGACCAGUGGGCAUGUAUUCGUGUUUUACCCUAAGAUUUUAAUGAGCAAAAAGGGGAGAGAAUUUGCAAUAACUUCACAAUUACCUUUUCUAGUGCAGUUACGUUAGGAUGCAUAUGUUUUUAAAAUGCUAGUAUAAUUAGAUAAUAUAUAAUGUACAGUAUAAAGAGGAAUAUUGUGCUUUUGAAAAGAGUAUACUUUUUACUUUUAUUUAUGUACUAAUAGAUGUAAAAUUCCACAUUGAAGGUUUAUAUAUAGAUAUUGACCAACUCAUAUAGAAAUUUUAUUUAUAAGAAGCUACUACUAAAAGAAGUUACUAAUUUUUGUGUACUUAUAAUCACCUAAAUUAAAAUUAAAUUUUAAUUGUUUGGCUAUAAUUUGCAUUGAGAGAUUAGCUAAUGUUAGGAAGUGACCCUAAAAUAAAAAAAUAUAAUGAUCUGGGUUUAUCAUUAUCCUUGCACAAAUUUAUAUUACUAAUAGUGUUGUUCUUUUGCAAGGCAUAGAACAUUUGUAUGAAAAGACAUUUAGUAUGCUUUGAAAAAACUCAGCUUUUAAUUUUUUUUCCAUUAGAAUACUGCAAAACUCAUAUAUCUUUUAAAAGAAUUUAUGUGCUCACAGUCUUUCCCUUGAAGAGAAGAUUGAAAAAGUCUGCUGUUGAUGAACCAUGCUAAUAUUUUCCUUUUAGUUAGUCUUGGAAGUAAGGAAUAAUACCUGGGAAAUAAUUAAACAGAAGGUUACCAUUGUCAGCCAGUUGGCUGUACUGUGGUUAGUUCUUUCAGAAAUUGUAAAUAUCUUAUAAAAUAUUCUGAAAUAAUAGAGUAAGUCCUUCUCAGAGAUGUUAAUAUUAUGUUUUUCAUGUUCUAAUUAGAAUACUUUAUUACUUAAAAACUCAGAAGUGGCAGAUGAACGUAUUUAUUGGUACUUAAAAAAGAUGUAGUGAAUUAAAUAGAAGAAAUAUAUUUAUAAAGCUUCAUGAAACACAAAAUUAGAAUGUUCAUGUCAGGCAAAUGGGUUGCAUUUUGUGCGAGCUAAUUGACCACAUUUGGCUUGGUGACAGAACUGUUUAUAAGGAAGUAAUAUAUAGAUAAUGGAAGUAGAUGUCAGUUGAAUGCCUUAUAUUGUAUGCAUUCCUUUCAAAUAAGGACCUUAAGAAAACAACAGAGCCAAUGAACAUCCCCUAAAGAUCUCUGUGGCUAAUUUAUACUUUAUGUGGUAGCAGUAGGUACACUGAAAGGUACUGGGUGGCAUCUCUUUCAUACUCUGAUGAUUUGUAUUCUUAUUUUUCCUAGAUUUACCACUUCUAGGGUAUAUUCUUUACUCUUUUCCUCUUUACCUUCCCUCGUCCUGAUCCCUCUGUACUCAAUAACUUUAAAUUAUUGGACUACAAACGAAUACACUAGAAAAGCAUAUGCUUAUUUUAUUUGAAUGGCAGAAAUGCUAUCAGUAUAUUUACAUAAGAAUGUAUAUUAAAGUAUAUCUAUAUAUACUUACUAUGUAACUGUCAGUAUUCCCAGGUUUGCAUACCUAACCCUCCUGUGGGUUUUGUUAAUUAAUUCUUGUUAGACUACUAGAGAGAAACCAACUGGCAGUUUCCUAAGUAUCUACCAGUGUUCUUUCUGCGCCCUCUUUUGGCUAAUUGGUGUAAUUAUACUGGCACUAGAGAUUUACUGCCCUUUAAGUAAAUAAAUAGUAUAGCCACAUUCUGAAUAUAUCAAAAGUACAAACUUAGGAAGAGUGUAUGUAUAAAAAUGUAAAAUUUUAUGAAAGUGAACAUGUUGUUUUUAUAUUUCUAGUUCUUAAGAAUGUGAUGACUACUUUGCUUCAUUUAUGUAUAUUCUCAUUAAAUUCUUGUUAUCGAUCAGUCACAAAUUUAUAUCAGAUUAGGAUAAACUAAGCCGUUUCAUAUAUUUUAUUUUAAACCUGAUUUUGGCAGAGUAAUUCCUUAGAAUAGGAAAAGGUGUUACCUUUACCAAUUUAUUACAAAAUAGAAAUUUCUUGUAGCUACAAAAACAACCAAGCAUCUACUGUGUUUUAAUGAAUAGCUAAAAAACUAUAUUUAGGGUUUUUUUUUUACUCAGUUUUGAAAUGAAUUGUUUUUACUGGCUCUAUUGCCUUAAAAUAACACAGAAAUUAAUGAUUCUUUGUAUACUUUUCCUUUUCUGUUUUUUUUUUAACUUUCCCAGAGUUAUAUCUAUAGUUUUAGUAAUCAACUUAUUAUGUAUUCUGGAAAACUAUGAAAACAACUAAAGGUGUUGGACAUUAGAAAAUAAUUGUGAGCGGUGAGAUUACUGAUGUAAUAUGUAUGUUGGACUGAAGUAUUUCUUUAUAAACAUUCUGUUUAAUUUUAAGCAAAAUGUAUGUUAAAGGAUGCUCUACAUUAGUAGAGUCAUUAUUGGGCUUCAGGAAAUAGAAGGUUUUUACUAUAAGUUACUAUACUAUAAGUUACACCUCCUGAACAGUCAUAUUUGUCAUUGUUUUCUGCAAACAAAAAUAUUUAUGGCCUUUGUAUAGGCUUAAGAUUUUAGGCAAAAAUGGACUCAGUUCAGGACCCCUCAACCAGUAGGCAUUCAGUUAGAGAGCUGUUGGUACUUUGUAACCCAGAUUUAUAGUUUAAAAAUACCAAGUUAGCUGAUGUUCCAUUAUAAUAAAAGUGCUAUUUUGCUUAAGAGUUGUAUUGAAAAUAUUCGUGCUUAACAUAAGAAAUAGCUAUUUUAAAUUGUAGUUAGCAUAUUAACCUCUUUUUCAGAAAAACAGUAGUUUAUUUUAGUAUUAAUAAAAUGGAGAACAUAAUAUGUAAUGUUCAGUAUAACAGCUGAGUUAAAACGCCUGUCAGAAUUAACAUCAGUAUGUUUUUGCCAAUGCAUAGAGGCAUUUUUCUCUAAGUAUGGUGGCUAAUGAUAACUAUUCUUCGUUAGACAUUCAAGUCACUUCCUUAACAAGUAACUAGUUGGCAAUAUGUUUCACUCCAAAGGGUGUAUUAAUUCUGAAUGCUAAUCAUGAAGACUUAGGACAACACUUCCAACCAAGAAGUGUGAACUGAUUUAGAUUAUGGCCACACAAUUUUAUGUGUGUUUGAGUGUUUUCAUGGGGCAGUUUGAGGGUUUUCACGUGUAUUGCUAUAAAAUCACAAUGUAUCAAGCUCUGGUUUAAUAUGCCGUUCAUAUUAAUUAACAGAGCUGCUAGUCUCUCUCUGGAGCUUGCUCUAGUCUCUGCUUCUCUUGUGCUUCCUGUGACAAUAGAUUACUUAGCUCAAGUUUACCAAAUUUAAUAACCUGUAGUUACUUUAUUAAAUACGUUUCUGAGAUGACCUCUAAUAUACAUAGAUAUAUCUAGAAUUCGUUUGAUAAAAUUCACACAUACUAACAUUAAGUGGUUUGCUAAUAGAUAGAAAUGUUAGAUUUUCACACAACUCUACUACUACUGCUUUAAAAAAUACAUAAGUAUUGGUAAAUGUAGCUAAUAAGCCGUGUACAUUUAAUGUGUUCUACUUGCUAGUAUUAUUAACUGUAUAAUUAAUGAAUGUGUUAUUUAAUGCCCGUUUGUUAACUUUUAUUCUACAAAUUAUCCUCUGAAUUUAUCUAUAAAUCACAAAUUUCAUUGUGCUCUAUAGACAUUCUCAGUUGAAUUCUAGAAUAUUCUACAGUACCAUGUGAGAAAGUAUUAGAACCAACUUGCUUGAAGUAUUUUGAACCAAUGUUGUAAUUCUAUAUAUUAAUCAGUAUUUAGCAUUUCUGCUGCUUUUGAGGUGAUGAUGGUUUAACUUCAGGAAAGUGACAUUUCUCUGACUUCUUUAUCACUGUGCAGUUUUUAACAACAAAACUUACUACAUCUUUGUUAGUUCUUCAGAGGUUGCAAUACUGCCUGCUAAUUUGAAACCGAAAUAACAGUGAUAUUUUAAAAGUCAUUGAUAUUACUGAUAUUUUCCAGUAUCAUUAUUUUUUUACUAUGAUGAAGUUAUUUUUGCCUUCUCUACCCUAGAGAAUAGGUACAAAUGAGUAGUGAGCAUCUAAAAACUUACUAAGAUGGAGAGAAGGCUGGAUGGUGCAUGAAUAAUCACCAUCGCAGCAACAGAGUUGACUGGAGCCAGUUUCUGACAUCAGAAGAUCUCUUUGCUGUAAUUAUUUUAGCCUUAUCUCUUAUUUAUACCGUUUUUACUGGAAGAGUUGUUAGUGCAUAUAAAUAUUUAGUUUGAAUUAUUUAACUUAAGGAAUUUAUAUUGCUGUUUCUCUUCAGUUGGUCAGAUGCCUUUGAGAAAUAUUUUACUUUUAAAUAUCAUAAUUGUGUAGAGUGUGUUAACAUGAAGUGUUAAAAAUAAUGUUGAAAAUGUAGCAAUUUAAUGCAGAGGAGAAAUGAAUAGGUUGCCCAAAGUUUGAAAAAACUGGCACCUUUUCUGGAAAUCUCUUAUUGCAAAGAAAAGAUACUGAGUGUAUAGAAAAUUUUGUCAGUGGAGGAAAAAUAAACAAUAUGCAUAUAAGGGUGGCUUUCACUUUAACAUUUGAGAUAUUUUGGAGUUCUUGAUACUUUUAAAGUCUCCAUUUCUAUUGGUAUUUUGAAUAUCUGUAACAUGUAAUGUCAUGCUUACAACAGUUCAACACUGAUUGUUUUGGUAUUGAUAGCUUUACAUGUAAACAAAGAUGUGGACAAAUAGCUUAACAAAUUUGUGGGCUUUUUUGUAGCUUUGCCUGCCUGUUUGACUAAAUACAAGGUUUAAUUGUUUGCAGGCUGUUAACUAAAAAGAAACCUUAUCUGCAUAUUGCAAGCUAUAUAUUCUUGCCAGUAUCCUUUGGAUGAUAUUUUAACCUACUGGUGCCUGAAGUUAGUGUCUUACAACCUCAACAACUCUAAAACAUCCUGGUGCUAUUCACUUUAGCAUUGAAUGACAUUUUAAAUUCCUGUACCAAAGAGUUAAUUUUCUUUUUGGUUGAAUGAGUUUUCUUCUCACAUCAUUGUGUGUUUAUAAAGUAGAAUUUAAUGUUACUAAGAACAGUUUGAUUAACAAAUCUUAUUUUUUGCAUGCUGCUGUGACAAUUUAAUGGAUUUUAAAUGUUUCUUAUUUGGCCUUUUUUCAGUUAGGCAUGUAUGGAUUUUAAUUUUGUAUUUUAAUAUAGCUUGGCUACUUUCAAAGGUAGUUUGAUAGGCUGAAAUUACAAAAGAUUAUUGAAGCACUUUUCACAAGUUUUUUAUUUCUGCAACAAUAAAAAAGUAAGAACUCUAAUAUUAUUUAUGUAAAUGAACAGUAUAGCUUAUUGGGCACUUUAGUGAAUACCAAAACAAAAUACUAAAGUGAAGAGUUAAGGGUUCAUUCUGAUUACAGAUCAAGAAUUCAGCAUAUGUGUGUGUGUGUAUAAUCUUUAGUGGCUUUAAAGAAUACUGUUGCCAUUUGUCUACUUUGCAAAUAAAGUAAAAUAACACCCUUAAAAUAUAGGUAUGUGUACAUAUAUAUACAUAUAUAUGUGUAUAGAUAUAUAGAGAGAGACAUACGGAGAGACAGAGAGAGAGAGAUGCUUUCCCAAGAGGAAAUAUAUACCUUGAUUUAAGCAAAACUGAUAACAGAAUAUUGAACUUUAUGAAAAGAGUCUGGAUAUUGUUAUUCACUUUACAUAGAAAGUUAGAGUAAGAUUACUUUUACAACUAAUUUUGCUUAGUAGUUUACUUUACGAAAAUGAAAAGCACCCUUUAAGUGUACUUGUAAUUUAAAGUACUUUUGUCCAAAUGUAAUACUGCUAUGUAUACUAUUUUGGUUCCAAAUUUUUCCCUUUAAAACUCUCAAAACACUCUGUGUCCUUACAACUACAGCUAAAAUGGUUAGUGAUUCUGGCAAGAAGGUGACAGUGUGUGUAUUAGAAAAGUAGACAAUCACAUUUGAAUAUAUUUCACAUUAUUGUUAGUCAGCUAAAAUCAACCUCUCCUUGACUGUAGAUACAAUAUGUGGUUUUGCAGUGAAUUCUGAAUGGAAAAAAAGAAUCAAGUCUUAAAUUUAUGUGAAAUGUGGCUUCAGGUCAUUUGAACGAUAUGUAGAAAUCUCGAUGAACAUAUCAUUAGAGGUGAAGGCAAAAUUUGUUUGAAAGCCUAAUGAGAUGAAGCAACAUUGUCUCUCUCUAAUCUGCCAACAAUAUUCCCUAGAUUGUGUUGCUACUAUAUUGAUUCUGAGUAAUUUGGCUUGUUUAUGCAUGAUUUAAAUGCAUGUGGCUGUAUGCAGUAAUUUUUCAAGUUACUGGGUAGUAGAAAAUUCACUUCUAUUCACUGUCUCCCAGAGAUGAACAUUUAAAAGAAAAAAAAUUCUACUUUACUAUGUGUAAGAAUAAAGCAACGAAAUGAUACAAAAGUAAAAAAAAAAAAAAUUCACCAUAUCAGAGAUACUCAGACAAGUGAAUUGCAAAUCUAACAUGAGGGGACAAAGAUAGGCUCUUGCAAGGACGGAGCACACGUGGAUCAUGCUGUCUGAGCUCACUUUGUGUCCCUGGAAUUAGUCUUUUUUGUAUAUGAUCUGACUGGCAAGUUUAAUGAAUAGUCAAAAUUUUGUGUUAUUUUGAGGCUCCUAAAAUUGCGUGUGAACCCCAAGUUCUGUCUAGCAUUAUAUUUCUAAAAUACUUUUAUUUUAAUAGUGGUAUGUUCCAAGUGCCAUAUGAUGAUCUUGUUUUUAAAUUUGUCAGGCAUUUUUUUAUUCAAUGCAUAAUAUGUAUAGAUCUGAGUGCUGUUUUCUUGCAUUGUUUGUUAUUUUUUACCUUGUCUUUCCCCUAAGAGAAUGUAAAGAAAAUCUUCACCAACAUUUCUAGUGCUAAUGGUAAUUAGGAAAAUAGUAGUUGAGAGAUAUAAGAAUAGAUUGAGAAGAGGGAGUAAAAUGGGUGAAAAUGACAAGUGGGAACCAUGUAGCCGAGAUGUAUUUGUUUAAAUGAAAAGUCUACACUGGUUCUUAAUACGAAAAACAAACCGUGUAUCUACCUUAAGAACAAUGUGUUUUUAAUUUAUUGUAGUGAUUUAGUUUUAUUCAUGUAAUAUUUCAGUUUUCUUUGCAGAUUGUUUUUAAUUUAAAUUGUGAAAUUUUUACUUCUCAAAAUGUAUUACGUACUGUAUUUUUUGAAAUCUUAUUUUUAAAUAAAUAUUUUUUAAAAAC
Molecule: messenger RNA, 9142 nt
Organism: Callithrix jacchus (white-tufted-ear marmoset)
Lineage: Eukaryota; Metazoa; Chordata; Mammalia; Primates; Cebidae
Gene: ZDHHC21
Product: zDHHC palmitoyltransferase 21
Biological process (GO): protein targeting to membrane; peptidyl-L-cysteine S-palmitoylation
Cellular component (GO): endoplasmic reticulum; Golgi apparatus
Molecular function (GO): protein-cysteine S-palmitoyltransferase activity
Source: RefSeq, a predicted model, not a curated record